Messenger RNA from Tripterygium wilfordii, 1367 nucleotides. RefSeq names its product G-box-binding factor 4-like. Lineage: Eukaryota; Viridiplantae; Streptophyta; Magnoliopsida; Celastrales; Celastraceae. The coding region runs from base 37 to 963 and encodes 308 amino acids. Gene Ontology annotation, molecular function: DNA-binding transcription factor activity. The record is from RefSeq and is a predicted model, not a curated record. Gene Ontology annotation, biological process: positive regulation of DNA-templated transcription. Gene Ontology annotation, cellular component: nucleus. The transcript is spliced from 4 exons.
GAUAGGGACGUACUAUCGGAGGAAUAGAGACCGGAGAUGGCGUCGUCCAAGGUCAUGGGGUCGUCUAAUCCGAGAAAUUCGGAUCUUUCGCGACGCGCAUCUUCUACUGCGUCAUCUUUUGACCGUCAAACUAACAGAACCAACGACAACAACAUCACUAUCAAUAACAGUAACGCACUCAUUGCUUCUUCUUCAACAUCGUCAACUAUGACCGUCGAUGGACUUCUCCGUGAUGUCUACGGUUCAAUUCCCUCAUCGGAGUCUACGCUACUUGACGCCCAAAUCGCUCUCGUUGAUACUCCCGUACUGACUGCGGACGCAGUGGCUGAUCCCAACCAAAUUCAGAUGAUAAAUGAGAAUGCUGCUGUUGGUACUCCUCCGGUAAGGAAGAGCGUGGAUGAGGUGUGGCGGGAGAUUGUGUCUGGUGAAAGGAAGCGGAUGAAGGUGGAGCCCCCGGACGAGAUGAUGACUCUGGAGGAUUUUUUGGCGAAGGCAGGUGCUGUGGAGGAGGAUGAGGUCAAGAUGCCCCGUGCCCUGAGUGACGGGGUUUAUUCAUUUGAUCCCAGCCCCUUGCAGGUUCUGGACAAGGUGGAGGAUUCGGUAACUGGGUUCGGAGAUGGUUUGGAGGUGGUGGCUGGAGGAGGUGGAAAUGGGGGAGUAAGGAGGGGUAAUAGAGGGAGAGGGGUAGAUUUCGAGCUGUUGGAUAAGGCUGCACAACAACGACAGAGGAGGAUGAUCAAGAACAGGGAGUCUGCUACCAGGUCAAGGGAGAGGAAGCAGGCUUACCAGGUUGAGUUAGAGUCAUUGGCUGUAAGACUAGAGGAGGAGAAUGAACAGCUCUUGAAAGAGAAGGAUGAAAGGACGAAGGAAAGGUUUAAGCAGCUUAUGGAAGAAGUGAUUCCAAUUGUUGAGAAGAAGAGACCUCGUCGAGUCCUUCGGAGAGUACACUCAAUGCAGUGGUAGAUUAUAUAUUUGCUUAUUGAAGAAUAUGGUACACUCGUUCUGUCAUAGGGAAAAAAAAUAAGAGGAAGAAAUGCAUCAAUCUUUCGGACAUUCAUUUCUAGAUAUCGACAUUGAAAGCUGAAGUAAUUUCUCAGAUGAUGCAGCGUGGAGACAAAGGGUGAUUGAAACCUUAACCAUGAGGGAGACUCCCUAUAACUGAAGUAUACUUGCAAUGCAUCCAGGUACAUAGAGGGCUGAGAUGAUUCAUGUCGUUCGUAGGUUUUGCUAUGUAAGAAGAAUCAUGUUCUCCUUUUACUGGUCGGUCCCUGUGAAAAAGGAAUGACUCUGCCUGCUAUUAGUCUUAAUGAAUCAUGACAGCUCCUUAAUGAAAAUAUAUAGACUCGUGGUUGGUGUUUUUCUGAUCA